AUGUCUCAAUAUCCACCAGUCCGUCCCUGGGCAACUCUCAGUGCCAUUGACCGGGAUCACGAGUCAGGGAUCCUCUAUGAAGAUGAACGCCAGCAAUGGUUUCGACAGCAUCCAAAUACUGUUCCUCGAACGGAAAAGAGGAGUCGUAAUAGGAGUCAACAUGUCUUCACAGACCGGGGUCCCAGCAUGGCUAAAGACCUUCGUGGUAUUGCGGAACGCGGUGCAGCUCGUCGGAACGGAACUGCUGUGAAUAAAAACGAUGUGCAAGUGCCAUCAUUACCUAAAGUUGCUGAACGUAAAAUCUAA
Molecule: messenger RNA, 306 nt
Organism: Penicillium digitatum Pd1
Lineage: Eukaryota; Fungi; Ascomycota; Eurotiomycetes; Eurotiales; Aspergillaceae
Source: RefSeq, a predicted model, not a curated record